AUGGCCUUCAAUGACCUCCUGAAGCAAGCUGGAGGCAUGGGGAGAUUCCAGAUCCUUCAGUUUCUCUUUCUCACAGGCAUAUUCACUAUAACUUUCAUUCAUGUCCAGAUGGAGAACUUCACUGCAGCCAUCCCUGGGCAUCGUUGCAGAGUUCCCCUCCUAGACAAUCACACUGUUUCUAACGACACUGGGAUCCUCAGCCAGGACGCUCUCCUGAGAGUCUCCAUCCCGCUGGACUCAAACCUGAAGCCAGACAAGUGCCGUCGCUUCACCCAGCCCCAGUGGCAGCUCCUGCAGCACAAUGGGACUUUCUCAAACACACACGAGCCAGACACAGAGCCCUGUGUGGAUGGCUGGGUGUACGACCGCAGCACCUUCGUCUCCACCAUUGUGAUGGAGUGGGACCUGGUGUGUGAAGCUGAAUCAAUGAGUUCAAUGGUUAGAUUCCUACUCAUGGCUGGAAUGAUGUUGGGAAACAUCAUAUUUGGUCGUUUGACAGACAGGUUUGGGAGGAAGUUAGUGCUCACAUGGUGUCUCCUCCAGAUGGCCAUCGCUGAUACCUGUGCAGCUUUUGCUCCCAGCUUCCUCAUUUACUGCUUACUGCGCUUCCUGACUGGGAUGUCUGCUACGACCGUCAUGGGAAAUAUUGUUAUGCUUAUUAUAGAGUGGACAUUGCCCCAGUUCCAAGCCCUGGGAAUGACAUGUGUGAGUUCCGCUAGUAACCUUGGACAGGCAGCCCUGGGAGGCAUAGCUUAUGCUAUUCGGGACUGGCAGAUACUCCAGCUGAUAUUUUCGGUGCCAUUUUUUGUCUUUUUUGUAUGCUCAAGGUGGAUUGCAGAGUCUUCUCGGUGGUUGAUUGUUGUCAACAAACCUGAGAAGGCCCUAAAGCAACUCAAGAAAGCAGCACAUAGAAAUGGGAUAAAGAACGUGGGAGACACCCUAACUAUGGAGGUUGUGAGGUCCACCAUGAAGGAGGAGCUGGCAGCCGCACAGAUAAAGCUUUCUCUAUGGGACUUGUUCCGCACAUCCAUCAUGCGGAAACGUAUCUUCUGCUUGUGUUUUGUGAGAUUUGCCAACUCCACGGUGUUUUAUGGCCUGAGUCUCAACAUUCAUCACUUGGGGAACAAUAUCUUCUUGAUACAGGGUCUCUUUGGAUUAAUCAACAUCUUGGCCAAUUUCGUUGCCCUUUUGGUUAUGAAUCACAUAGGCCGUCGAAUAAGCCAAGCGGUGCUCUUGUUUCUCACGGGGAUCUGCAUUGCUUCUGUUACGUUUGUACCUGAUGAAAUGGAGACCCUGCGUGUGACACUGUCUACUUUUGGAGAAGGAGUCAGCGUGGCAGCGAUCCUCUGCUCUGUUACCCAUGCAAACGAACUGAUUCCCACUUCAUUCAGGGCAACAGCUUCAGGAAUAAUUGCGAUUGCUGGUAACACUGGGGCUGCCCUGUCUCCCUUGGUGAUGAUUCUAAGAACAUAUUUUGAACCGUUGCCUUGGAUCAUCUAUGGAAUCAUAUCCAUCCUCUCGGGCCUCACUGUCCUCCUUCUUCCUGAAACCAGAAACAAGCCUCUGCCCGACUACAUCCAGGAUUUGGAGAAUGAGUGA
Molecule: messenger RNA, 1599 nt
Organism: Ochotona curzoniae (black-lipped pika)
Lineage: Eukaryota; Metazoa; Chordata; Mammalia; Lagomorpha; Ochotonidae
Product: solute carrier family 22 member 9-like
Exons: 9
Coding region: 1-1599 (532 amino acids)
Biological process (GO): transmembrane transport
Molecular function (GO): transmembrane transporter activity
Source: RefSeq, a predicted model, not a curated record